AUGGACUCCCACAACCAUUUCGCCCGGACGGACGAUGGUGCGCACGGGUCAUACAUGUCACCCCGGGGGGGUCGAGCGUUAGCCGUCAGUGUUGUCUUUACCAGUUUAGCAACAUGUUGUGUUGCCGCUCGUAUUUACACGCGCACCAAGUUGAUGCAUCGCAUGGAGCCAAACGAUUGGAUGAUAAUGCUAUCCUUGACGUUGUCCUAUGUCUUUAUGGGCCUAUUUGUUGUGGAGGCCAUGAAUGGGAUGGGCAUGCAUGAGGCACACAUCCCACCAUCAGUCCUGUUAAAGCAGAUGAAGGCAUUCUGGCUUACCAUUCCGUUCUACAAUGCUGCAUUGCUGCUUGCCAAAGCGUCAAUAUUAAUGCAGUAUUUUCGCGUGUUCCCAACCCGGCGCAUGCGGCGUAUUUCUUGGAUCAUGAUCGGUGUGCUUGCUACCUACGGGUCGUGGGCGGUUCUCAGUGCUUUCCUCAACUGUAUCCCCGUCGCCAAAUUCUGGAACCCCACUCUUCCGGGAUACUGUCUGAGCAUGGAGGGACUGUGGUUCUCGAAUGCGUCCAUGCACAUCGCAACCGAUAUUGUGAUUCUAUUGAUACCAAUCCCGGCCUUGUCGGGGCUUGAAUUGCCGCAGAGGCAGAAAAUGGCCUUGAUUUCAAUCUUCGCUCUGGGUGGAUUUGUCUGCGUCACUAGUGUUUGCCGGUUGGUUUCCCUGAAGAAGAUUUCCGAUUCUAGCGACCCUACCUAUGACAAUGUUGGUGCUGCAUCCUGGUCUGCAAUCGAAUGCAACACGGGGAUAAUCUGUGCUUGCCUGCCUACCCUCCGGCCUCUCAUUUCGCGACUCCUUCCACACUUCCUCUCGACUCUAAGUGGUGGGGGCCAUGCUUACGGCUACGCACAUGCGCCUUCGUCGCAAAGCCAACCGCCAACGUUCUGGAACGGCACCGGCACGGUGACGACUACGAUUACCACGCACAUGGACGAUCUGGAGUACGCUCAUUGCACGGGAGAUUCGGACAGAUAUCUGACACUUGUUCCGGGACAUGAAUUUGGCGGCAAAGGGAAGAUUAUGGUGCGAGAGACCAACAAUAACUCGGCCGGUCUCCGCGAUUCGGUGACGGGGAAGGAUGUGCGAUCAGACAUUGCAUCGCCAUCAUCAUCGUGA
Molecule: messenger RNA, 1164 nt
Organism: Aspergillus niger
Lineage: Eukaryota; Fungi; Ascomycota; Eurotiomycetes; Eurotiales; Aspergillaceae
Exons: 5
Coding region: 1-1164 (387 amino acids)
Source: RefSeq, a predicted model, not a curated record